Molecule: messenger RNA, 764 nt
Organism: Olea europaea var. sylvestris
Lineage: Eukaryota; Viridiplantae; Streptophyta; Magnoliopsida; Lamiales; Oleaceae
Product: transcription initiation factor IIA subunit 2
Exons: 4
Coding region: 140-460 (106 amino acids)
Biological process (GO): transcription initiation at RNA polymerase II promoter; RNA polymerase II preinitiation complex assembly
Cellular component (GO): transcription factor TFIIA complex
Molecular function (GO): RNA polymerase II general transcription initiation factor activity; TBP-class protein binding
Source: RefSeq, a predicted model, not a curated record
UUUAAAGCUCGUUACCAUCGUCGCUCGCCUGUAUAUAAAUACCCAGCUACAAAUACUAGGGUAUAUAAAGCCCCAAUUCUUCUCCCACUCGACUUCCAGCUUCAAUUCCAAACGAAUCUUAGAGCCCAUCGGCAUAAAAAUGGCGACGUUUGAGUUGUACAGGAGAUCGACGAUUGGCAUGUGCCUGACGGAGACACUUGACGAGAUGGUUUCAAGUGGUGUUCUUAGCCCUGAGCUUGCCAUUCAAGUCCUUGUUCAAUUUGACAAGUCGAUGACUGAAGCACUGGAAAACCGGGUGAAGAGCAAGGUUUCUAUUAAGGGACAUCUUCACACCUACAGAUUCUGUGACAACGUUUGGACUUUCAUCUUGCAAGAUGUUCACUUGAAGAGCGAAGAUUUCCAGGAGAACGUUGGUCACAUGAAGAUUGUGGCAUGUGACUCGAAGCUGCUCACACAGUGAGAAAAACAAAUGAAAGGGAGCACUUGCAAAGUUUGCGACGCCGAGGAUUAGUCACUUUGUAUGAACCAAACCUGUAUAAGCAUAAUAAAGCAAUGUCUUUCCAUUGUGUACCAGUGGAAUUAGAUGAGUAAAAAUCUGUAGGGAAUCUUAGAGAAAUUUGUGAUGAGCUUUCUAUCGAGAUAUGUAACUCGUAUAAUCAGUGGUCAUUCGAAUGUUAGCAGUAUGUUUUGUAUGUUGAACUAGAUACGAUUGGAAGAGGUUAAUGGGGAUGUGCUUGAUAAAAUUUGCUAGUUAUGUCAUAUUA